This is a messenger RNA of Endocarpon pusillum Z07020, 1713 nucleotides long. RefSeq lists its product as uncharacterized. The record is from RefSeq and is a predicted model, not a curated record. NCBI's taxonomy places the organism in Eukaryota, Fungi, Ascomycota, Eurotiomycetes, Verrucariales, Verrucariaceae. The transcript has a single exon. Bases 1 to 1713 code for a protein of 570 amino acids.
AUGCCAAACAAAUAUUCUCACAGCGUGGUCUUAGCGCACUACUCCAGCUUGGGCCUUAUCGAUCUUCCCAAUGAUCAAUAUAUAGCAUACCUCAAGACUUACCCACCCUCAGCGCGAUCGUCAAUCACGACAAAGUCUAAAGUGCGCACGAAUGGCACGUCACGCUCGGUCACUCCUUCAACUGGAUACAGCGCCAGAUAUAAAAUUUCAGGAGACAAUGCAUCUACUUCGAGGUUUGUCACUAGCCGUAGAGAGUACGGUGGAACCGCCAGACGGGAUGUCAUCCUUGAGUCUGAUGAAGGGUCUAGUGACGAGCAUGUGGUGCUGCGCAAGAAAUUUGAGCCAUAUGAGCGUCCACCACAGUCUCAAAGACAGUCCGAUGUUCGUGACUUAAGGACGGAAAAGAGAAAGCUGCCAUCUGUUUCUACAUACACAGGAAGAUCCAGCAGCGAAGCUUCAGAGGGACUUGUACCAUCAGAGCCGCCUCCACCACUCCCACCGCAAGCAUCGUCUCGUGUCAGAGGUGAACCAAGAAUAUCUCCUCCCAGCGUCAUCAACCUGAAUGACUACGAGCUCGAGCCUGCUGCGGAAGCUCCGGAAGCCGCUUCCAAUCAGCAUUCCGGGCCCGAUACAAAACACUCAUCGAGUCGCAAACCGAAUCACCUUGCAGUUAAAGCCAUCCCGGCCAAUAGCAAGACGCCGUCGUCUAUGACCCGAGACACUGACAUGUACUAUCCCGAUCCGGAAGAGGAGCCCAAUUUUGCUGGCUUUUCAGACGCACACUUUUCAGAUGUUACCAUCACAGAAAUUCACAAUGCCGACACAGAUCCCUCACCAACCGUUUCGACAAAUCAAUUUCCCAAAUCCUCCACUUUUAAGCACUCCGCUCCCUUAACCAACGGUCCUAUAACGUUACCCAAAAGGAGAGAUCCUGCCACUAGCUUCAACCAAACUUCAGCCACGCUGAGGCAGCCUCGCCGCAAUCGCUCGUAUGAUUCCAUUUCAAGUAUGGACUCGGAGAUGAUGCACUCGACAACAGCCCUUCCGCCAGUAGUCCCUCGCAAAGCACAGAAGCCUCUACACGAAUCAGGCAAGAACAGUGUCGCAUCAAGGGAUCCUCUAGACAGUGAUGAUGCAAUGGAUCCCAGCCUUUUCGAAACACUAAAAGAUGUGUCUCGCCGAACUUCUGUCUCGCCUUCGAGAAAGCGCUUCGCUGGCCUGUACUCAGACUCGCCACCAGUGACCGCCCGUCCAUCACACCAAAGCUCACAGAAAACCGGCUCACAGAAAACUGGCAACCAUGCAUCACCCAGUCCUGACUUCUGGCGUGGGUUGGACGAAAUGCUUUCCGACAGCGAUGCAUCGGUCGUCUUCCCUCCUGAUAUUGCAAAAUACAAGCCUAGAGACACUGUACCUGCACCUGUUCUCAAAUCGAGCAAAACUCCCAUGUCUCGAAGCGAAGAUGGAGACUCGAAGAGACCAACGACAGCACCAGCUCCGAAAACCAGUAAUAGAGAUGCAUUUGCCUCAAACGAGCCUCUCCCUAACGGCCGGAGUAAAGCCACGAUACUCGGUAAAGAGAGCCUUGACAAACCAAGAGAUGCUGGAAAGGUGACGACUAUUCGGCUGGUGGAUACAACACCUCCAAGGAAGGAGAAGAAUGGCUUUUUGAAAAAGCUGAGGAAGAAAAGCUAUGAUCAGAACAAACUGUAA